This is a messenger RNA of Guillardia theta CCMP2712, 711 nucleotides long. RefSeq lists its product as hypothetical. The coding region runs from base 1 to 711 and encodes 236 amino acids. NCBI's taxonomy places the organism in Eukaryota, Cryptophyceae, Pyrenomonadales, Geminigeraceae. The transcript has 10 exons. The record is from RefSeq and is a predicted model, not a curated record.
AUGCUCAAGGUGGGGAUCCUUGCGGCCAUGUCGGCGAUGGCGGCGGGAGGAGGAGGAGGAGGAGGAGGAACGAGCAAGAAGUUGAACGAGGCGAAGACUAUCGGGCGAAGGACAAGAAUUAUUUCACCCAUCAACAUGAAGAAAGAAGAGGAUCCUGGAGUGUUCACUAAGUUAAUCGAUGAAAACACGUCGAUUGCAGUUGGAGUCUUUAGCAUCAGCGUCUUAUUGGUCAACAGGCUGUUCACAUCAGACCUCAGCAACGCACAAUCGCGGGUGGAUCUCCUCGGCAUUGCUGUAGCGUCAGCUCUUCUCGUCUCCGCACUCUCCACGCUUGACCUUGAGGUAAGGGAGAAAGAGACGCUCCCGAAGCUGCUCGACAAGAGAAGAGAGUCGCUGUUGCUGUGGAGUCUGCAGACCAUCCUCCAGGUCGUCAGCCUGUCGCCUUGGCCCCCCCUCAUGCUCCGGCAGGAAGGGGCGAUAGUCAGGUCUGCUAAGCAGCAGGGGAAGCAGCAGUACCUUGCGGAUCUGCAGAUUCUUCCGGGUCGAUUCGAGUUCGACUACCUUCCAAUCAACACCCAGGCUCUGCUUAUUCAGCCAGUGGGAGAAGCUGUCAUGGUGGUGGCAGCAAACAAGGUCCGUCCAUUUACAGCGAGGGACCUGCUUAUGCUGGAGUUGCUCGCUCCGAUCCUCGGGUACGCGCUUGAGUCAUGA